This is a messenger RNA of Argiope bruennichi, 3197 nucleotides long. It is a transcript of the gene dpp, whose product is annotated as bone morphogenetic protein 2-like. Gene Ontology annotation, biological process: BMP signaling pathway; SMAD protein signal transduction. The record is from RefSeq and is a predicted model, not a curated record. Gene Ontology annotation, molecular function: cytokine activity; growth factor activity. The transcript is spliced from 3 exons. Bases 1328 to 2458 code for a protein of 376 amino acids. Lineage: Eukaryota; Metazoa; Arthropoda; Arachnida; Araneae; Araneidae. Gene Ontology annotation, cellular component: extracellular region.
GAACAACUCUCUGCGCAUGCGUCCCGAACUAGGACAGCUAUUGGCCGGCAAACGAUGUGAAUUAAGAUUCCUAACAGGCUGCCUUUCGGACUUCGCUAGUACAGGGAAGAAGUCCGAGUAACAAGUGGUUUCUCAUCCCUUUGCAGCACACAAAACAUGGAUUGCGGUGUUGAGGCUACUGAUGGCUUUUGCGAGCCUCGAUUAACCUGCUACAAAGACAACUCUUUGGAUAGAAAUCGCGUCAAAGACGAAAGCUGUCGGCGGAUCUGUGUUUAAAGGUAAAUUUCUUGCCCUGAAUUAUAUUGGUGAGAAAAGCAACACCUUUUGAUAGAAAUUUGUCAAUAUUUCUGCUUGUGCGACCUUUGAAGAAUUAUGAUUUCCAUAUUCGCUUUUCUGAUUUGUUGAAUAACGUGGAAAUAAAGAUUGCUUCGGAUUUUUCGAAGGGUUUGUUUAUAUUUAUUUUCAUCAACGACUGCUUUUGAUCAAUUGAACAAAGAUCUUCGCAUCUUCUGUGUGUUCUUUUAGAGUUUUCUUUUUUACUUGCCGCUUUUAAUCUGUGCAGUGUAUUGCUGUGUAUAAUGAAUAAUUACAAGAUUGGAUAAGUACAAGUAUAUAGAUUGCUGACUAUUUCUACAUCUGAUAUAAUUCUGCUUGGAAUUCUGUUUUUUUUUAAACCAGUGAUUCGGAUAAAUUAAAGCAGCGGUGAUCUUUAAAAUCCUUCAUUGAAAGUCAUCUUCUUUCUGAAGACAAAUUUGGAUUUCUUUUUUCAGGUUUUGUGCUUGAAGCAACGUGAAAUCUUGAACGCAAAAAAAAAAAAAAAAAAAAAAAAAAUUUAGCAAGACUCGAUUGUACCAGCAAGUGUUCUUCGGAGCUUUUCAGUUCUAAAUAUUAAACCUUAAAAUAGAAACAAAGUUGGAAGUUAUAUAAUAAUAAUUAUUAUUUUGAAAAAAAAAAUUGGUGCGAAUUUUAAAAAGAAAAAGAAAAAAGAAUCUGGUAACUACUACUGUAGGGUCACGAAUCAUCAGAGAGCACCUGUGAGUUGAGUUGCCUAAAAAGAGGGGGCUGGUAUCGUUGAGGGGUUUUCACCCCUCCUUCCUUCUCGAGUGCACUUUCCCAAUCCAGAACAAUAGAACCGGCGAGGCAGAAGCUUUUCAUGUAGCAAAGUGAAAACUGGACUGCAGUCGACGUCGUCUAUCUAGCGACAAUUAUCAUAGUGUUUGGCCUCUUCAACCGACCAACUGGAAAUGUGGAAUUAUUUCCAGUUUACGUGCCUUCUUCCAACAGAGUGAUCCAACCAGGAAAGAUAAAAUAAUAAAGGUUCCUGACCAUGCGCCAGCGCAUUUGGGCGCUACUGCUUGUUGCCUUCGUUGUCGCGGGAGUCCACGUGAAACUGGCGGCAGCGGAGAUACGGAAAAACUAUAAAGUUAGUCCUAAUAAAGAAAUAGUGAAAGCUUUUGAAAAGCGACUUCUCGAAAUGUUCGGUCUGGAAAGCAGGCCGAGGCCUUUGAGCAAUGGCCUAGUGUCGAACUAUGUGUGGGAACUGUAUAAAAAACAGGAGGAACUACAAGGUUUUGAAGAGUCAAAUACUAUUAGGUGCUUUAAAGCUCAGGAGAGUUAUCCUGAGAAUAACUGUGAUCACCUUAAAGCUCUCUACGAGUUUGACAUAAGCGGAAUUCCAAUGGACGAAGAAAUAUGGGCCGCUGAACUAGUCGUAUAUCGCGAAAAAUCCUCGUCAUCCGAAGGACGUCAUCCGCUUCAUAGGGUGCAGGUAUUCGAUGUCAUUCGACCAGCUUCAACCGAAGCUAACUCAAUCCAAAGACUUCUCGACACUCGGAUAUUCCGAGGCUCAAAUAAUGGCACGUGGGAAAGUAUGGAUGUGCUUCCUGCGGUACAAAGGUGGAGGGCCGAGCCUUCACAAAACUAUGGACUUCAUGUAGAACUUGCCAGCUCGGUGGAAGCGUCAAAACCUCAACAUGUCAGACUAAAAAAAUGGACUGAGGAAGACCCUGAAAGGUGGACACAGUAUGAACCACUUUUGGUUACCUAUUCUAGAAAUAAAGAUUCAAAGUUUGAAGUGUUAUCCAGGACUAAGCGCAGUAACAAUGGCAAUGGUGUUAAAAGACACAGAAAGAAAGGUCGCAAAGACAAUUGCCGGAGGCAUGCUUUGUAUGUGGAUUUCAGUGACGUUGGCUGGAAUGAUUGGAUCAUUGCGCCUCCAGGUUAUAAUGCCUACUUUUGCCAUGGGGACUGUCCGUUUCCUUUGCCAGAUCACCUCAACUCUACUAAUCAUGCAAUUGUGCAGACAUUAAUGAACUCUGCUAAUCCCGCGGCAGUACCGCGGGCUUGUUGUGUGCCAACAGAAUUGUCACCUAUCUCGAUGCUCUACAAAGACAAAUAUGAUAAUGUAGUGCUCAAAAACUAUCAAGAUAUGGUUGUUGAAGGUUGUGGAUGUCGUUAAAAUGUAAGCAUUCCGUGAAUUGCUUUUUGUUUUGCUGCCAAAGUGCAAUUAUAUCAGAUAGUGAAAGUCUACUACAAUCCAAUCUCAAGUGCCUUCAUUGUUUAUAAAUUAUAUAAGCAAAAGAGAAAAAAAAAGAACGAUGUUUCAUUUAUAGCCAGUAUCACUCAUUAAUGUUGUUCUUAUGGCUAUGAGAUUGCUAUGGUGCUAUUAUGCAAACUUUUUAUUGUAAUUACUAGUAAAAUGAUUUGAUGCUACUUAAUACGAUUAUUCUAUUUUUAUACAUUUAAAAAUAAUUCUUAUACUUUUCUUAAAGCCUGAAUAAAAUCUAGUUUUAAUUUUAGUUUUCUAUUGAAAACAGUCAUUCUCGUAUAAAAUUAAAAUUACUCAAUUCUAAAUGCUUUGAUUAAUUAUAAUUUCAAUAAAAAUAAUGCUGUUGAUGAUUUUUGAAUGACUUUUACAUCUUUUUAUCUAAAACUUGCUUCAAAACGUUAUUUCAAUAGAAUAUAGUUCCAUAAUCAUUUAAUGAUAUAAUAAUUGCAUGCAUAUAUCAAACGAAUAAUGAUGAACUGGUACUCUUGAUGUAAUUUUUAGAUAUGGUUCGAGGCUCUAUUUGAUUUGCAGAUUUUAAAGUCGUUUUUUAUUCCAUAAAAAUGAAUAUUUUAAGGCCAUUUUACAAUUUGUGCUAAGAUUUAAUGUUUAUUUCACGCAGUUAAGCUACUUCUUAUUAUCUAACAUUUUG